Messenger RNA from Colletotrichum siamense, 1380 nucleotides. It is a transcript of the gene prlG-4, whose product is annotated as MFS transporter prlG. The transcript has a single exon. The record is from RefSeq and is a predicted model, not a curated record. Gene Ontology annotation, biological process: transmembrane transport. Lineage: Eukaryota; Fungi; Ascomycota; Sordariomycetes; Glomerellales; Glomerellaceae. Bases 1 to 1380 code for a protein of 459 amino acids. Gene Ontology annotation, molecular function: transmembrane transporter activity.
AUGGGUAUUGAAAGGUCUCUCAGUACUGAGCAGGUCGAUUCAACUCACCAACACACACCCGACCCGGAGACAGUUUCGCUUGGCCCUGACAGCCGCAUUGAGCAUGUGUAUCUCACAUUCGACACAAGGCUUCCAGAGCCCGUCUUACAAUCACAAUCGCAACCUGAAAACACUCCUCCUCGUCCCAACCUCCAAUCGUACAGCUCUCCUCUCGAAUGGUCUCCGGCUCGAAAAUGGCUUCUGCUCACACUCGCCUGCACCGCGACAUUCCUCACCUCGUAUACCGCAGGCGCUUACGCUCCGCCGAUACCUCUGAUGCAAAUUGCGUUCAACUCCUCGCACCUCGCUGUCCUAAGCGGAUUGACGACAUUCACCAUCGGUUUCGCUAUAUCACCAAUGGUACUCGCUCCUUUCUCCGAAAUCAACGGCCGAUACCCUGUCUUUGCUGCCAGUGCCAUACUCUAUACUGCAUCCCAAAUCGCGUGUGGGGGAGUGACCUCCCUCGCAGGUAUGCUGGUCGCGCGUUUCUUCACAGGCGUGGGAGCUAGCGUCUUCAGCACCAUGGUAGGGGGCUUCAUCACGGAUCUCUGGGCAAAGGAGAACCGCAACACCCCCAUGGCUAUCUUCAGCGGCGCCGGCAUUGUGGGAACCGGGGCAGGUCCAAUGGCCGCUGCCGCGAUCGUACACUUCCAUGGCAAUGAGCAAACUGGAGCUGGUUGGGAGUGGGUAUUCUGGCACAUGGCCAUCUUGACAGGGGCAACAGCUCUCUUGCUGUUGGUUUUCAUGCGCGAGAGUCGAGGUCCAGUGCUUCUGUCCAGAAAAGCAAAUGCACUAAACAAGUGGUACGAGGAGCUGGAACAGCUGGGAGCAUACGGGGUCGUCUUUCCGCAUGUCGAGCCAGAUGUUGGGAGCACAUCACCAGGCCUAGGUUCGCAACCUAGGAGGAUACGAUGGGUUGUCAAAGAAGAUGAGGACCGAAUUUCCAUCAGCCAUAUGAUUACCGUUUCUGUCUGCCGACCAUUUCGUCUUUUAUUCACCGAGCCAGUCGUCUUCUUCUUUGCGCUGUGGCUGUCUUUCGCCUGGGCAGUUCUCUUUCUUACCUUCGAGUCGAUCGCGAUCGUAUACGAGCGUGUCUACAACAUGUCUCCUUUCGGAUCAAGCCCAGCGUUCUCCAGCCUAAUCGUAGGUGGUACGAUCGCGACGAUUCUGUGCAUCUGGCUAGAAAGCCUCCUGCAUGUAUCUCAAUGGCAAGGUGAACCGGCAGACCCGACAUAUGCACACUCCAACUUCUGGACUUUCAUGAGGCGCCACUUUCCAGUCGACGUCCCUGAGUCUCGACUUUACUUCACCUGCAUAACGACUCUUUUACUUCCAAUUUGA